Molecule: messenger RNA, 1851 nt
Organism: Tetrapisispora phaffii CBS 4417
Lineage: Eukaryota; Fungi; Ascomycota; Saccharomycetes; Saccharomycetales; Saccharomycetaceae
Gene: SSN3
Product: cyclin-dependent serine/threonine protein kinase SSN3
Exons: 1
Coding region: 1-1851 (616 amino acids)
Biological process (GO): protein phosphorylation
Cellular component (GO): nucleus; mediator complex
Molecular function (GO): cyclin-dependent protein serine/threonine kinase activity; ATP binding; RNA polymerase II CTD heptapeptide repeat kinase activity
Source: RefSeq, a predicted model, not a curated record
AUGUCAAAUCCAUACAACAUCUCACAACAUCAACUUAGGCAACAAGGUCAAUUAUCUCUAAACAAUAAACAAAUCAAUAUGUACUCACAAUACAGUAAUAGAAGCGGUGCAUUAAACCAAUCACAAUAUUCUCAAGGUCAGCAUAGACAACAACCUCACGGCAAUAACUUAACUGGAUCAAAUAGCAGUGUUCAUGGUAAACAGUCAAUGUUAAUGGCAAAUAAUGAUGUAUUUACAAUUGGUCCAUAUAAAGCUAGAAAAGACAAAGAAAGAAUAUCAGUGAUUCAAAAAUAUGAAGUUAUUGGUUAUAUUGCAGCCGGUACGUACGGUAAAGUGUAUAAAGUGAAGAGAAGCCCUAAUUAUGGUGAAUUGGGUCAACAAAAGAGUUUAAGUUCAGAGAAUAGGAAUAACAAUUUAAGUGAUAAUAAUUUAUCGGAUGAAAUUAUAUUCACAUCAUCACCUACUCACUGUAAAAGCAAUAGUUCUAAUGAUUCAAGCUCUAAUUCUAAAAAUUAUACCCAAACAUCACUUAAUAAAGCCAAGCCCAUCCCCUCGAAUUUAAUAAAUGAUAAUAUAAUGGACAUUGAUUCUGAUAGCUCUAUUUACAACUCUAAAUCUGGAAUGUUCUACAAAGAUAGUGACCCAAAAUCGAAAAGAAAUAUACCAAAUUCAAUUAAGAAGACUCAACGACCAAUUUAUUAUGCUAUCAAAAAAUUUAAGACUGAACGAGAAGGUUUUGAACAGUUACAUUAUACUGGUAUAUCACAAUCAGCAUGUAGAGAAAUGUCUCUAUGCAGAGAGUUAUCUAAUAAUCAUUUGACAAAAUUAAUUGAAAUAUUUAUGGAAAAAAAGAGUAUCUAUUUGGUGUACGAGUAUGCAGAGCAUGAUUUACUACAAAUAAUUCAUUUUCAUUCCCAUCCAGAAAAGAGGAUGAUUCCACAAAGAAUGAUAAGAUCCAUUAUGUGGCAAAUAUUAGAUGGUGUAUCAUACCUGCAUCAAAAUUGGAUUCUACACAGAGAUUUAAAACCGGCUAAUAUUAUGGUUACUUCCAGUGGAGUAGUCAAAGUUGGUGAUUUAGGUUUAGCAAGGAAAUUUCAUAAUAUGGUACAAACUUUAUAUACCGUUGAUAAAGUUGUUGUGACGAUAUGGUAUCGUGCACCUGAAUUAAUGUUAGGGGCUAAACAUUAUAUGCCAGCUAUUGACUUAUGGGCUGUUGGUUGUAUUUUUGCUGAACUCAUUGGUUUACAACCAAUAUUUAAAGGGGAAGAGGCUAAGAUGGAUUCUAAGAAGACCGUUCCAUUUCAAGCAAAUCAGUUACAGAAAAUUAUUGAGGUUUUAGGAACACCGUCUCCUAAAAAUUGGCCCAACAUUGAACAGUAUCCAGAAUUUGAACAACUGUUAAAAUUUCCAAAAUGUAACGAUACAUUACCAGCUUGGUAUCAUUCAACGGGUGGUAAGGAUAAAAAUGCUCUAAACUUAUUAUAUUGUCUGUUGAAAUAUGAUCCUCUAACAAGAAUAGAUGCUUUGCAAGCUUUAGAUCAUGACUAUUUCACAAAUGGGGAUUAUCCUGUCUGUGAUAGUAUAUUUGAUGGGUUAAACUAUAAAUACCCUGCAAGAAGGAUACACACAAAUGACAAUGAUAUUGUUAAUGUGAGUGUGAACAAAGUUAGAAGUAAUACACAACAGCAAAACCAAUCAUCAAAUGCAUCAGUAAACACACUUGGUGGAUUGGGUGUUAACCGUAGGAUCUUGGCUGCUGCUGCCGCUGCUGCCGCUGCCGUGUCUAAUAAUGGCUCCAAUGGACAAUCUUCCUCUAGGAAAUCAGAACCUUACCGCAAAAGAAGGAAAUAA